AUGGGGGGGCAGCGGGGGCCGCUGACCAGACAGCUUGUACAUGUAGCUUUGCUGAAGCAAGAACCAGGAGCAUCAUUCAGCCUUGGUGACAUUUCUGAGCUCUGUGUCUACUCAUCUGGUGAACCGUUUGUUAGUGAUGACAUGAACUACGCCAUCACUGUCUCUUUUACAUCUACACACCCCGGAUUGUACGAACAGUGGUUUGUGCUGGAUUUUGACAUGAGACCAGUGCUCCUAAAGAAGCUCAGAGUAAGGGUGGGCCAGCAGUUAAAACAUGACAUUGAACAGCCAGUCUCAAAUCCUGGAGCCACUCUGCAAAGUGCAGAACGUUGGCAUCGAGGGAACAGGAUUGUGAUCCCAUGUUCAUUCAGGACAGAGGAACAGGAGGAGCUGUUAAAGAAGUACAAGUCUCCACAGAUGAACAUUUCUUACAAAUCUUCUUGCAACAAACACACACCACUGACCCCAGACAACUACAAAGAAAGGAUGCACCAGUUCCUUUAUGAUGAAGAGCUAGCCGAAGACCAAAUUAUCUCCAGGCUAAAUGUUUGUGGAGGUAUUACAACAAUGGAUAUGUUGAACAGCCCACAGUUUGGCAUGAACUUUGCUCCUCCAAGAGAAUUGUUCUGUACUGUCUCAAUUCCUCAUACCCUCACAGUUGACAGUCUUGAGGGGCUGGUACUGAAACGAAGUAUCCAGUCAGGCCUGAUAGCUCCGCUGAACUCAAGUCAUCCAAACUCCAAGGUUUAUGAAGCCAGCAUUCUGCGGCACAGAACAAGUGAAAACCAAAUCAUUUUACAGCUGCCUAAACAGUGCUGUUCUGAUCUUGCUCUCAAAAGCAAUGAAUCGUAUCAGAUGGAGGUGCAGUUUCAGCUGGACCGCUAUAGGUUCUGCACCCUGCAUAAAGCUGUAGACCUCCUUCCAGAUACAACCAAAGUUCUGCCUGACCUCAUAAACUGUGGUCUUCCUGUCAGCACUGUCACUUUUGAGAACCUGAACACGAAGCAGCAGUCAGCAGUUCGUUUUAUUAUGGGAGACUGCAACUGGAAAAAGUCUAUGGCACCUCUCCUCAUUUAUGGACCUUUUGGAACUGGAAAAACUUUCACCCUGGCUACAGCAGCCAGAGAACUUUGUAAGCAGCCUCAGAACAAAGUGCUGAUUUGCACCCACACUAACAGUUCUGCAGACCUGUAUGUCAGAGAUCACUUCCAUCCACUUAUCAGCAAGAAAAACAAUGAACUGAGACCAAUACGAAUAAAAGCAAACAAACAAGGCAGUGCUGUUUUUGUCACAGAUGAGAUUACCUUAAAAUACAGUUUUCUUUCAGAAGAUAAAAAGAAUUUCUUGCCACCUACAAAAGCUGUCAUGGAUGAGCACAAUGUAGUCAUAACUACCACAUCAAUGGCCCAACAUUUUCAUGAUCUAAAGCUUGCAGAGGGAUACUUCACUCACAUUUUAAUUGAUGAAGCAUCACAAAUGCUAGAAUGUGAAGCUCUCUCGGCUCUCAGUCUUGCAGGGCCAAACACCAGAGUCGUUUUCGCUGGAGAUCACAUGCAAAUGGGUCCCCAGCUCUUCUCCGUGGAUGAUCAUCAUCGUUCAGAUUACACACUCCUUACUCGCCUGUUCCAUUACUAUCAAAGUCAAAAGUGUGAUGUUGCCCAAAGAAGCAGGAUCAUUUUUAGUGAGAACUACCGCUCAACCAAAGAAAUUGUGGAAUUUGUGUCGACUCAUUUUUAUGUUGGUAAAAAUGAUGUCAUUGAAGCUUCUGGAAAUAUUCCAGCUCCUCAAAACGGCCAUGCCUUGAAGUUCCACCACAUUAGGGGAGACUGCCACUUGGACACUGAGUCUAUGUCUUGGUAUAACAACCAAGAGGUCACUGAAGUGGUUCAAGUAGUGAAGGACAUUCUCCAAAACUGGCCAUCAACCUGGGGCACCAAGAACCUAAGUUCCAUUUGUGUUCUGUCCGAAGGUUCUCAGGUUCGACAAAUAAGAACAGUACUUUCAAGGAAAAAACUAUCUCAAGUCAAUGUUGAAACUCUUGCAAACGUGCAAGGCAAACAGUUCAGGGCAGUCAUAAUGACAGCUGUGCAAACACGUGACAGCCUCAAAGUGUCAAACCUGUCUGGUUUGCCGCUGUUCAAUGAUGCCCGUGUGCUGAAUACUGCAAUGACUAGAGCUCAGUCUCAGGUGGUUGUAGUUGGAGAUGCUGCUGCACUCUGUUGUUUUGGAAAGUGCUCAAGAAUCUGGAAGAGCUUUAUAGACCACUGCAUCAAUAAUAACAAUGUUGCAGCACAGCAUUACACCAAAGAUUUCUUUGAGAAAGAUGUAAUGGAAACUGCCAGGUUCCAAAGGGUUGAAGAUGUGGAUGAGAGCAACAUUCUCACUGAUGCAAUUCUGCAAGAGUUAAAAGAUGAAUAUGCACAGCUGAAAACAGAAUAUAGUUCAGAUGAAGAAAGUUUGGAAUUAAAAGAAUCAAAUCACUGGAAGUCGAGUGAGACGUACAAAGGGUCUACUAAUCCAAAUAUUCUCUUGGAGUUGUGUGAAAAACAACCAACAAUGUACAAGAGAGGAAAGUUUGUCAAGGAGUCAUGUCAAAAAGGCUACAUCAUACCAUUUCAGGAACCCUCCAGCCAAAUAAAAAUUAAAGGAAGAUCAAAUGUGGGGAAGGCAUUCACUGGAGAUGAAGUGGUCAUACAAACAGCAAAAGUGGAUCAAACAGCUAGGGUUAUUGGUGUUGUCAAGACAGAAGAGUCUGCCCGUAAAUUUGUAUGUUUUCUUGAGGAAGAAGACCACAACAAGCAAAGACAGGUUUACUCUAGUAAUUUCUUAAGAAGAAUUAUGAGACCUAUCAAAAAAAGUGUGCCCAAAAUAUGCAUUAUGAUCAACAAAAAAAGACGCAACUUCAUUCCAAUAUGGGAACAAACUGACGGGUCCUGGACACAGAUCGAUUUGAAGGAUCUAAAAGAAGUUCAAAACUGUGUAUUUCAAGUGCAAGUGAUUGGUUGGAAGGAGCAAUGCUUUUUUCCACUGGGGAAUGUCACUGGUGUUCUCCCAAACACAGGUCCUUUGAAUGACAGACUUUGGCUCCUGAAAGAGCAAUUUGAUGUUUCAGAUACUUUUUUGGGAACACAUGAUGGUCUCUUCAAAGCAGAUGAAGAUAAUGCACAAAGAAAGGAUGAAUUACAGGCAGUCACAUUCACUGUUGAUCCAGCAGGAGCAGAAGAUUUGGAUGAUGCCAUCAGCAUUAGGGAUAUUGGAACCAAUUAUGAGUUGGGAAUCCAUAUUUCUGAUGUGGCAAGUUUUGUGAUGCCACAUAGUAAAUUAGAUAUGGAUGCAAAAGAACAUGGAUGCACACAUUAUCCUACGGGACAAAAACCCAUUCACAUGUUCCCUCAAGAGUUGAGCACAGACCACUUCAGUCUUAAGCAAGAUGAGAUACGUAGGGUGGUUUCUCUGAUGUUCGAAGUGGAAAAAGAGACUAAUAAGAUUAUGGGAAAGAGAUUUCAGCUUUCUCAAAUCAAAUCCAGCAAGCAGAUGACAUAUGAAGAAGCAGAAGAGAUCAUUACUAAAAGAUAUAAAGAGAAGUCCAAAUUCAAUGCAGUGGAGGACUGUGUCACUGUGGCCUAUUGUUUUGCGAAAGCUCAAAGGAAGGCCAGACUUGUUGACUGGGCUUAUUCUCAGUCUGAUAAAGACAGAUUGCCUGGAAAACGUAAAGCCCAUUUGAUGAUCGAAGAACUGAGUGUGUUGUUCAACAGAUAUGCCUCAGAAACCUUGGUCAGUUCCAACUACACCAUGUCUCACACACCACUUCGCUGUCAGGGAAGCCCACAUCCUGAGAAGUUGGAAGAAUUCAAGGAGAAAUGUAAAGAAUUAAUACCCUUGUCUUUUCAUGUGCGGCACAAAGUUGACCAUGACAGACAACCUCCAACCUUUCAAAGUUUUCGCCUCCUCAAAGAAGUGUGGAAAGAUAUUCUGUCAUCAGCCAGAGCAGAUGAUACAGAUAAAAUGGUGGACCUGGUGGCUGCAGAUGACAUUCACCCUGCGCUCCAAACAGUCAUUGAUCAGUUCAAACGCUGCUGCACAAAGUCCUAUGUUGUCCGCUCAAACAACUCACUCGAAGCAAAAGCAGGGCAUUAUUCUCUCAGCUUGCCAAGUUACACACAGGCUUCCUCGCCUAUAAGGAGAUACAUGGAUCUCAUUUUGCAGAGACUUUUGCACUCUGCCAUUUGUAACAAGAGUCACUGCUACACUCGAGACGAGAUCACAGAUUUGUGCCGUCAGUUUGAGGAAACUCAACAGAAAAGCAGAGAAUUCGAAAAACGUGCAGAUCAGAACUUUUAUGCAGUGAGCACAAAAAAGCAGAGUGCACCAAAGCUAGCCUUAGUUGUGCAUGUAGAUCAGGAAGAAGAUUGUUUUAAAGUGUCAUUUCCUUUUAACAGGGACAUAUUUCCUUUGAGUUUAUCAAUCAUGUACAAAGAAUUACAACUAGAGGACCAGCCAAUCAACAACAAAGAAAAUAAUGUCAUCACUCUCAAAUGGAAAAGACGGAUCUAUGCAGUUGACUCGAUGCAAAUCCACCAAGAAAUUAAUAUGAUGCCAGACAGUGGUCCCUGCAUUGAACUUCCAUUUUCAAUAUGGAAUUCUGUAAUUGAAGCAAUUGAAAAUGGAAACAUAGAUCAUGCAAAGCUCCUUUUAAUGGGUGUUGAAACACAGGAAAUAGUUUCUCCACAACCAUUAAUACCUCUUGUUUCCCAAACUAACACAUGCAUAUCUGAAGUACGAGACAAACAAUGUGAACACUGGGCUGACAUUUUUCUUCAUCUACACUCAGGCAACACCAUUCAGGUGCAAAUGACAUCAGAAAUGAAUAGAGGUUUCCUCAUGCCCAUUGUUCAGUUGGUGCACAUCAAACCAAAAUUUGAGAUCUGUGUUGAUCACGUCCACAGCCCGAUCAAAUGCUUUUGUCAAGCUGCAAAUGAGCCAUCAAUGGUUGAGUAUAUGGACAUAGAGCAUUAUAUCUGGAUUUGGGAACCACUCUGCAAGAUGGAAUCUGCUGCCAAUGUGGUUGAUGAAAGUGACAGCAUUAUAAUCGAGAACCUGGUGGUAAGCUUUAAACAGAAACAGAAAGGCAAACUAACAGGAGAGUUCUUUUUACAUCAGGAGUGGAUCAAGGAGUGGGCUAUCGAUUGCAACCUUGCUCAAUGCUUACUGUGCAUACGAAAAAGAGGCCUAAAGAUGCUUUCAGAUAUUCCCUCAGAACAUUUUGCUUUAGUGGACCCAAAAGUGUUUGUGUGGGUGGCCCAUGGCUUUACAACCAACAUAGAUGACAGAGAAAAAAAUGGAACGAAAGUGGAGUUCUACAUCAACCACCUUCCAAUGGAAACCAUUCCUAAUUGUGUUUUUCAGAAAAACACUUGUUUCACUGUUGAAAUAAUUCCAAAGUUUAUUCCUGACAUUCGAAAAGAAAGUGCUGUGUGCAGUUUAAAUAAAGCAUGUGAACUUGUUAAGAAAAUAGCACUUGGAAAGAACAUUCCAAAAAGGGUUUCAAGAACAGUGUUACCAGCUGAACUACCAAAGCUUAAUGACAGUCAGUGUCAUGCUGUGGCAACCGCUCUAAACAGCACCUUCACUCUUAUACAGGGACCACCUGGAACUGGGAAGACAGUAGUAGGUGUUUACAUAGUGUACUGGUUUUUUAAUCAGAACUCUAGAAAACAAAGAAAGUUUGACAAUCCAAAGGACAAAAACAAAAAAGAAGUUAUUCUCUACUGUGGUCCAUCCAACAAGUCUGUUGAUGUCGUUGCAGAGUUCUUGAUGAAGUUUAAAGAGAGCUUUAGGAUCCUCAGGGUAUACAGCCAGCAAGUGGAGACACUCGAAUACCCUUACCCAAACAGCACCUUGCAGUUUUCCUCAAAGAUCCUUCGCCAAGAUUGCUCCAAGCCAGAGCUCAGGAGCAUCACUCUGCAUCACCGCAUGCGAGAGCACCCAAACCCUAAUGCAGUUGAAAUAAAGAGAUUUGAUGAACGAAUUAGAAAUGGAGAAGACUUGAGUGCUAAAGAAGUAAAAGAGUACAAACAACUCCUCAAAGAGGCUCGGAAACAUGAGCUCAAACAGCAUGACAUCAUACUGUGCACGUGCACACAAUCAUCCACACCCAGCCUGAUUUCCUUAGUCAGUGCACGUCAGAUCCUGAUUGAUGAAUGUGCAAUGGCCACUGAACCCCAAGCCCUGAUUCCUUUAGUCUUCAACCAACCAGAGCAGAUUGUUUUGAUUGGGGACCACAAACAGCUACGGCCAAUCGUGAAGAAUAAGGACGUGAAGAAACUUGGAAUGGCAACGUCCCUUUUUGAGCGCUACUACACUAAACUCCAUGAAAACAGAGCUGUGAUGCUGGACACCCAGUACCGGAUGCACGAGGACAUCUGUGCGUUCCCAUCAGAAGAAUUUUAUGAUAACAAGCUGAAGACUGGCGUGGAGCAGCCGAGCAGCGUCCUGCGUGUCGACGACAGGCCAAUGCCAGUCGUCUUUGGGCAUAUCGAAGGAGAGACUCUCUUUCUGGUGGUGAAGACUGCCAAGGGCAACUACAACUCCAAAGUCAACCAUAAGGAGAAAGACAAAGUGGUACAGAUUGCUGAAAUGCUUGUGAAAAAAGCAAAAGUAGAGGAGAAAAGCAUCGUUGUUCUGUCGCCCUAUAAUGCCCAAGUGUCAGAAAUCCGCGAGGAGCUGAAAAAGAUGGAUUUAGGACAAAUCACAGUAACUACAGUCACAAAAAGCCAAGGGAGUGAAUGGCAAUACGUCAUUUUAUCAACUGUGUGCUCACUGCCAAGCAAAGAAGUCAUGAGCGAACCAGAGGGCGCCUGGUUGUCCAAACAUAUAGGCUCUGUGGGAGACCCCAAUCAAAUAAACGUUUCCAUCACCAGGGCCAAGGAAGGUCUCUGCAUCAUCGGAAACCAAGAGCUGCUCAGGUGUAACAGAACGUGGAACGACCUCCUGAGGAACUACACUCGUCACAACGCAGUGACAGAUGCACACAAGAUUUCAGUUCACCAAAAAACCUAA
This is a messenger RNA of Nematolebias whitei (Rio pearlfish), 7059 nucleotides long. It is a transcript of the gene helz2b, whose product is annotated as helicase with zinc finger 2b. The coding region runs from base 1 to 7059 and encodes 2352 amino acids. The record is from RefSeq and is a predicted model, not a curated record. Lineage: Eukaryota; Metazoa; Chordata; Actinopteri; Cyprinodontiformes; Rivulidae. Gene Ontology annotation, molecular function: RNA nuclease activity; RNA binding; 5'-3' DNA helicase activity. The transcript is spliced from 17 exons.